Messenger RNA from Carassius auratus (goldfish), 2435 nucleotides. Its product is annotated as RING finger protein 150. Bases 277 to 1536 code for a protein of 419 amino acids. The transcript is spliced from 7 exons. The record is from RefSeq and is a predicted model, not a curated record. Lineage: Eukaryota; Metazoa; Chordata; Actinopteri; Cypriniformes; Cyprinidae.
UUACGCGCUCCGUUUUUGUCACAACAGCUGAAGGCACCAUGGCUCCAUUGCGCCGCUUCUGCUCACGUUUUUACCCAACCAACGCGCCUCUCGCACAAGCAACAGGCUCUAGAGGUGAUUAAUUACCAAACUCCGUCUUCCAAGUUGAGUGUUUCGACCACGAGUGUCUGCGAUCGCGCCGCGUAACGCGGUCGAUACGCACAAAGGCGGAGAUUAUGGAGUAAACGCGCGUCGCGCGGCCGCUAGACUCUCCACAAUAAUCAGAAAUACACCGCUAUGGCACUCUCGGUGAUCCAGACGUGUCGUAGUCUGGCCCUGUCCACCUGGCUGCUGUCCUUCUGCUUCGUCCAUCUGCUGUGUUUGGACUUCACGGUGGCGGAGAAGGAGGAGUGGUACACGGCGUUCGUCAACAUCACGUACGUGGAUCCGGACACGGCCGAGGUCCGCACCGAGAAGACGGAGUGCGGGCGUUACGGGGAGCACUCGCUCAAGCGCGAGGCCAGAGGCGUGCUGGCGAUGCCCGUCGCGCCGCAGGACAAGAACGCGUGCGAUCCCAACAGCAGAUUCACGCCGCGCGGACACGGCGCGUGGAUCGCGCUCAUCAGCCGCGGAAACUGCACGUACAAAGAAAAAAUCCGAAACGCCGUGGGAAAAAACGCGUCAGCUGUGGUCAUAUUCAACGUGGGAUCCUCGAACCCCAAUGAGACCGUCACCAUGCCAGAUACAGGCUCCGGUGACGUGGUGUCCAUCAUGAUCCCCGAACCCAAGGGUCGUGAGCUGGUUCUUCUGAUGGAGAGGAACAUCACUGUUCUCAUGCACAUCACCAUCGGGACACGCAACCUCCAGAAAUACGUCAGCCGCACCUCUGUGGUCUUCGUCUCCAUCUCCUUCAUCAUCCUCAUGAUCAUCUCGCUGGCCUGGCUCGUCUUCUACUACAUCCAGCGCUUCAGAUACGCCAACGCCAGAGACCGCAACCAGAGGAGGCUGGGAGACGCCGCCAAAAAAGCCAUCAGUCAGUUACAAGUGCGGAGCAUCAGGAAAGGCGAUCAGGAAACGGAGAGUGAUUUCGAUAACUGUGCCGUGUGUAUCGAGGGCUAUAAACCAAAUGAUGUGGUGAGAAUCUUACCUUGCAGGCAUCUGUUUCAUAAGAGCUGCGUCGACCCGUGGCUGGUGGACCAUCGCACCUGUCCCAUGUGUAAAAUGAACAUCCUCAAAGCUCUCGGCCUCACGUCGAGUGCCGAGUGUCUGAAUGAACUUCCUCUGGACUACGAGCUCGCCGUGGGGGGCGUGGCUCUCAACGCCAUGGUGAUGAGCGAUGAUGUCAUGGCCGGUGAUGUCGUCGGGGGGCGUGACCCCGGCGUGAGGAUGGUGGGUCUCCCUCAGGUCCUCCUGGACUCUGAGCCGCUGUCCCAGGACACCUUGCCAACCGAACAGAGUGAGUUACAGCUGAUCGCCAGCAGCAGUUCAGAGGUGUCGCUUGUGAUGGGGGCGGGGCAUUCGGACAUUGACACGCCCACUGAUGACCCAAAGUGCUGAUCUGGCCACGCCCACUCGUGCUCAAACGACGGGUUUAGAGUGUAACAAACACUGCCUGCCAAGUACAUACUACAAUCCACAUCCAAUGUUACAUUCAUUUCAUCUUCCUUCCUUUCUCUCUGAAAAGCAGGGUAAAGUCUGUUCUCUCGCCCGCAGUGCACACUACAGUAUGCACUUGAGCUAAAGCACUUGUUCGGUAUCAGCAGACGAUGGGUUCUGCUCGGCUCGACAAUCUUCUCUUUCUUACCGUUUCACCAUGUGUCUGUGAUCCCAGCGGGAAGAACGUGUCAAAGACUAUUUUGAAUCUGAUCAGAAGUGGUUUAUUUUUCUAUAGAGAAGCAUUUGAUGUGCUCAAGUUCUGCAGUAUUUAAAAAAAAAAAAACAAGAGAGCGAGAGAGAGAGAGAGAGAGAGAGAGAGAGAAUCUCAGUAUUAGGAGUUUUGGGAUUUGCCCGUCGCAGAAGAUGCGUGUGACAGACGUCGUGCGGGACAAAACUGUGGGAUUUCUGGGAAGUGCUCUUUGGGUUCUGUGGAGCAGGACAUGUGAUGUCAUGCCACGUGACCUGUCCAUGACAUUUAAAGGGAUAGUUUCCCAAAAAUGAAAGGUUACUGACGGCGUCUUCACCCUCAGUACAUCCCGAGAUUUGAGAAGAAGAACACAUUUGGAGAAAUGUAGCAUUGCUUCAUUGUCUCAGCAAUGGAUGUGAAUGGGUGCCGUCAGAAUGAGAGUCCAAACAGCUGAUAAAAACAUCACAAUAAUCCACAGCUGUCCAGUCUAUUGGUUAAUAUCUCAAAUCCAUCAAGACAUUUUGUGAGACACAACCUGAGAUGGAUUUUUUUCAGUGUUAUUAUGGAUUAUGAACUUUUUUUUUUUUUUUUUUUUUUUUUUGUGGCAAGCAGA